GUUCCUCUUCAUAACAGGGGCGUUCACCGUGGCUCUUAGUUCGGUCAGCUGCUAAUUCAAAUUGUCGAACUGGGCUUGGAUCGUGGCAUUCUGUUGUGCCAGGAUCGUUCGAAGCAACUCCACAACAUUGACCUGCUUUGCCAUGGCCGAAUCGUCGCCCAAAGCGGUCUCCUACUCCAGGACGGAUUUCGCCUCCACUGAUCGUCCUUCGUUGGAGAAUUCAAGAGUAGCUGCAUGCGUCUUCUUAUUCUGCUGUCCCAAUGGCCGAACAACAGCAGGGUCACAAGAUAUUGGACCCUUCGACCUGGUCCACCUUGUAGUGCCCGCGCCGCCUUCUGUCGACAAACUCGUCGUCCCAGCCACUGCGGAAAUCGUCAUACGCGCUGCUGAGUUGAACCGGGCUCGAGAUACCACUUGAUAAGCCCCAAACUACGAGGCUUACUGAUAGAAACUUGAAAACUUGUCGGUUUCUCAAGCUCGCUGUUAAAACCUGAAUUUGAAUGAAGAAAAAGAGUAACAGAGUAACAGGGGAAUGGGUGGAGUCGGAAAGUGAACCUUCAACACCAAAUAGGGGAAAAGGCUUGAUCCAAAUAGGAUAGAAACUCGUCCACGAUUGACGUGGUGGAUCAAUGGAUACUGAGCUCGCUCGUUGCUGGAAUUGAAUGCACUCAACAAGGACAAUGCAAGAGUACGACAAAUCUAUGAACAAGGUUCUCUUAUUAAACUUCAACGAAUCCCUUACAACGCAAUUGGAGAGUAUUUAUAUAGCUAGCUAGGUUAACAACGACUAAGCAACCUCCUAAUUCUACUAGAACUCAAAAAACAAUGCAUAAACAAAAAAGGAAUGAAAAUCAAAAUCAAACAAGGAUAGAAUUUUGUCUUAAGCUCCAAGUCACCAAACAGUCUCGAUACGAUCUUUGAAGCUCUGGUUCACAACCUUCUAGGUCUCCAAAUUCUUAGCCAAUGCCUUGCCUCUGUUUACAAUCAUACAUAGCUUCAUGUAAAACAACGCACGGUAACCCGUUUUAGUAUCGAAGCCGAAUACAGCGCCAUUGCCCAUGCCACUGUUGAAUUGGAAUGGCUAUAGAAUCUUCUCCAUGAACUCCAUGAUCGGGUCCCAUCUGCUCCUCGUCUGUACUCUGACAACCUUGGAGCCACAUACUUCAGCUCCAAUGCAUUCUUUCACUCUCGCAUGAAGCAUCUCACCUUGGACUAUCACUUCGUGCGACAGCUUGUUCAAGCAGUCUGUCUGCAGAUCUCCUACAUCCCAACGUCACAUCAAUUGGUCGACGCUCUCACCAAGCCGUUACUGACUUCUCGUUAUCUUCUCUUGCUCUCCAUGAGAGGCGUCGUUGAUAUUAAAGAACCUAACUUAAAGUUUUUUUAGUUUAUUUUAUUUUUUCAUUUUCCUGUUCCUAUUGUUGUCUUACGUGAGAGAGUGGGCAACUUUCUGUUGCUAGAAACUCUCCUCUCCUUUGUAUAUUAACGUUGGAUACCAAUCAAUGAGAAUCAAGUCAUCCGAAACCUCUCACAAAUUCAACAACGAUAACCCCAAGACUGGUAAGUGACUUUUACUACUUCUUGGAGACUAUGAUGAGAUGAGGACUAAGAUUUGUGUUUCGGCUUGUUUAGAGGGCAUCUAUAGAGAGCUAUGUGGAUGUUCAAAGUUGAUUAUAAAACAAGCCAUUGGUGGUAAUGCCAUCAUCCAACUUUGGGCAUGAGAGAAUCUUUUGAUUUUACACCGGAUUGUUCACAAGAAUAGGCACAUGACGAGCUACUACGAGGUUCCCCUUAUGGUACUAGAUAAGUUUUUUUUAUUACGUUUUAGUAUCUAAUUUUGAUAUGUUUCUUACAUGCGUACUUGAUUUACGAGGUGGAUUGAGUAAAACACAAAUGACCAUCGACACAAGCACUAUUUGUUGUAUUAUCGUGGUUUGUUUUACAAGACGUGGUGAAACCAUGUAACAUUAAUAAUUUAAUAUGUUAUUG
This is a messenger RNA of Linum trigynum, 1989 nucleotides long. Lineage: Eukaryota; Viridiplantae; Streptophyta; Magnoliopsida; Malpighiales; Linaceae. The record is from the annotation of a GenBank genome assembly.